CGUUUCAAGUGGGUCCAAAGUUCCCACAGACUUUAGUUCAGUGUGUUGUUUACCGGAGUCCAAGAUACACGCCUGUACCCCAGAGAAGUUGAAUUGCAGAAGGUGUACUUUUCAUUCCGUUGUAUUGUGGGGAAUUGACUGCAUCGGAUUUCUGACAUCGUCGCAUUCCUACAUGACGUUCGUAUUCUUUGCUAACCUUCGGGCUAUCUUGAAAGAAGGUUAAUUAGGAAAUUAUUCCUGCAAAACGAGCAUUACGAAGCAAUAUCAUUUAGUUCCGACGUAGAAUGUACGAAUCUCUCGGACGAACACAGCGACUCGAAUGCGAAAAGAUCUUCCAUAGCCUGCCAAUUCUCUCGGCCGCGAUCGGAAGUGUACGUGCGACAUGAACAGUCGGGUAUUCGCCCUCAACCGACCGCCAGUAGUUGCCUGGAAUGUGGAACCUCAGCUUCAAUUGCCGUACGCUGACAUGCCCGCUGCUGCCGCUAUUUCGCCUAUCGUGCCCGGAGCUUCCGACCCAUACGGCCGUUGUUGGCAGAACCAAGUCGACGCUGGUACAAGUUUUCCAUAUUUUGGAACAUUAUAUAACAAUUCUUUACCUCCUGCUGCUUACCAUCUGCAACCAGGCUGCAUGGCAAAUUUAGGACAGUUUUGGCCUCCUACACCGCCACCAGAUGGUUGUGGUAGGUUUGAUGGAAGCAAUUUAUACUUUGGGCCACCAGUUCUUAGGCAUACAGAAAAUGUUUCUUCUAAUCUGCAUAGUUCAUUUCAAAAUCUUGGACAUUAUUCUCAUCUUCUUGAAACUCCUAAAGAAUCAAGUCAGCUUGUGUUCAAGAGAGAAACUCCCAUUUCACCCAAUGUGAGUACAUCAAAUGUAUCUGUGUGCUCUCCUGUAGUGAAGUCUGAAAAUUUAAAUUCAUAUUGUGUUGAUAGCAAGUUAAAGUCUCAAGUCUGUGUCCCAAGCAAUCUCUCAAAGCGAGAAUUUCGUUCAGCUCAAUCUCCUGGUCAAGACCCCUAUUUCUGUGUGACUGAUUACAGAAACUGCUCAAGUGCACAUCCAUCCACAGAUAAAGCACGUUUUUCUCCAUCAUGUUCAUUGAAAAAUAACUUUCAUGGAUCUUCUCAGGAUAAUCUAUAUAAAUCUAAGGCUAUUAAUGGAACCCAGGAAAACACCUGCAAUGCCUCACCAUUGAAAAAUGUAUAUUUUUCACAUUUUGAAAGUGAAAAUGUGAAUACUCCACAAUGCAAAAAGUUUAGUAAAAUCAGCGAUGGGCAGUCUCAUUUAGGUUUCAGGAAAAAUUUGCAAGAAGUGACCAAAACUAAACAUUCUCCUCAUUCUUUAGAUAGUUUUUUGUUGCAUACUAAUCACUUGUCUAAGAAAUACAACUUUGACACCUCAGCUUCACCAGAGAGUCGUAGACCGAAAGAUAGUAUUUGCAAGGUCAAGUCUGAGAAAAGCAGUCCAUCCGACUGCAAAUUUCAGAAGUUAGAAUCGAAAGAUUCUGUUAUAUAUAAAGUCCCAGAGUGUAGAAAUUCUGUGUUCAACAUCCCUACCUCAGUUGCUCAUUUGAAAGUAGAGCCAAGUGAUAAAUAUUUUUUACCUAGCUGUUCUUCCACUCCACAGAGUUGUGUUGCUACAUCAUAUGCAAAAUCGGGUCCAUUAGUCUUGAUCAACAGAGAGAUACCUCCUGAAUUAAGGACAGGUGCUACUUACCAUAAUAGGGUAUAUUCAAACCCAUGUUCUCUUAGCAAAUCUUGGCAGUAUAAUGAUACAGCCAUUGCAAGUCCAGAUAAAUAUUCUAAACCUCAAGAAGCAGCAAAACCACCUACUCGAGAUAUGCCACAGGCCAACUCCACAUUGCUCGAAGGCUUAAUAUCUGUUGCUCAAACUGCUCCUCAAGACAUUGAUGUCUUGGGAAUGGACAGAAAAUUGCAGCGCAGUGAAUUUCCUUGCACUUCUCUUAAACCUUCUGAGACAUCUGAACCUGAUGAUGAUGUUCAGAUAAUCAGUAUUCAGACCAAGACUCCUCUGUCACCUAAAUGUAGUGUAAACCAUACUUCCGUUAUAAAGACAAGCUGCUCUUCAUCUUCUGAUAUCAAGCCUCUCAUUUCAAAGGAUGCUAAAGAAGAGCAAAUUAAUAUUCAAAGUCUUCAUCCUACCUCCUCUUGUCAGAAUAGUAAAGUGGAAGAUCAGGAAAUUCAAGAUUUGAGUAUGAAAUCAUCAGUAAGAAGUGAUCAAAAAGUUAAUGAAAAACAGGUCUUGUGUGAUAAUUCUGAUUCAGACUGUGAGAUUACUGGUUUAGUGAUUAAUGAGCGUAAUAAAAUAAGUGUUAAACAAAACAGUUAUAAACAGGUCACAAUAAAAAGCGAAAGAACAUCAGACAAUUUGAGUGAUUGUGAGGAUGUUACGAGAAAAGAGUUAGUACAAGAAAAAGACACUCUCUCUAAUGUGAAGCAUUGUCCUGUUCUUGAAAGCAAACAAGAAAUAAAGACUGAUAAUAACAUUGGCUGCAUUCGUGCUUCUAGUUUAACCAGUUGUGUUAAAAAUGUUGCAUUUGAUCCAUCUUCAGUAUGUGUUCCAGAUAUAGAUGAAAAUCAUGGUCUCACAUUGUUAUUAAACACAAUUGAAAAAAUUACGUCAUUUGAAAAAAGAGACAUUUCUGUUCAUUCUGAUAAAUCUCAUUUAACUGAAAUUGAUUAUCAACCUGGAAUUUACACACGGCCAGAGUUUUCAAAAACCUAUGGUUUAGAUUUGUUAUCAACAAUUGCCGGUGAACGUUUGAUAGCAGAAUUCAAAACCGUUGAUUCUGAAUCCAGUAUUUCUUAUGAAAAUGCAUCUAACUGUUCUAAUGAGAAAGAGGAUGCCAAGCUCGUAUCCAAUGAAGAGCAAUUAAAAUGUGUUGAAAAUUCAGUAAACAGUCAGAAAACAUCUGUCUUGGAGAUGCAAGGCAGGCUGGUUGAAUUGCAAGAGAAAUACAAGCAAAAGCAAAAAGAGCUCUCACGUUUAAAAUCAAAGAGGUUAUCUGGUGGUUAUUUAAAAAGAAGACAUAAAUGCACAAAGAGGCUAUCAGAAACCUCAACUGUAUCAAAUAGCACUGCUUCGAGUACAGAUUUAAGUAGCAUUGUUUCUUGUCCAAAUAGUGACCAGGGCUUCCUGACUUCUGAGAAUGAAAUGUCAUUUGAAAUAAAAUCAGAAAAGGUUGAAAAUGAUGACACUGAAGCAAAGAAAAGUGUGAAGAAAAAUGCUCCUGAGGUUCUGAAAAACGAAUUGUUACCAAAAUCUGAUUUAAAUUUAACAGAGAAGAGAAUUACAAGAAGAAGUUGUAAGAAAUACAAUAUAAAGUGUAUCACUAUAAAGUCAUCUGAUGAAGAUUUAGCAACUCCAGAAAAGCCAAAAAGAGUUAAAAAGAAGAAUGUUGUAAAUAUGGAAGAGAGUCAAAAUUCAAAAGAUCGUUUGAAUGAAGAAGUUUCUAAAGCAACCAAUAACCACUCUGACAAUAAGAAUACCAAAGUCUAUUCCUUACGUCAUUUAUCACAGAAUCUUAGUAAGAAGUGUAAAAGAUCACUUUUAUUAGAUGAUUCAGUUUCAGUUUCAAAGACUGUACCGAGUAAGAGAAAAUCUGAUAAUCCGAAGAAAUUCAUGCCUUCCAAACAAAGUAAACUUAGUGAGACUAUAAUUGCCAAACACUUGAGAAGCAGGAUAUUAUUUGAUACUUCUGGUUCUCUAUCAGAUGACAAUGAUCUAAAGCAGGAUGGAGUUCCUGAAGAAUUAUAUGAUGCUUUCAUGAAGUGUAAUUUAGAUGAAAGGAAAAAUGUUGGUAUGAUAAAGAAAACAUGUGUAGCAUCUCAAGAUCCUUUGGGCUCACCAGCACCUAGCAGAUUAAAAGCUGAACACUUAAUAGAGAAACAGCGUUUAUUAGCAUUGGAAGAUGGCUUAUUUUAUGCAGGGUGUAUUAAAGAGCUUCAGUUGUCUGACAAAUAUGGCAUUGCUUUAGAUGGACAACGAGGCAAUAAACUUCAUUCUUUCUCACGAGAAGAAUUGCUGUCACAAGCAAUUACAGAAUCAAAGCCUUUGACUUCAGAUCUUCCAGAAGGUACUAGAGUAUGUGCAUACUGGAGCCAACAGUAUCGAUGUUUAUAUCCAGGUGUUGUUGGAAAAGCACCAUCUCCAAGUGCUGACUGGUCGGAGCCAAGGGUGUUUGUAUUAUUUGAUGAUGGAGAUUCAGGGCAAAUCCCUAUAAAAAACAUCAGAUUGAUACCAACAGAUAUUUUACCUCAUGAACCUGGGCAGAAAGUGGAUUCUCAAAUGACAUCAUCCAAGAAUGCAGAUAAUUCUCUCAAAAGAUGCACCAGAAGACAAACUUCAAGGACACGAAGUUUCGAUAUGAAGAUGAAAAAAUGUGAUACUUCUAAUGAGAAUGAAUCCAAAGAAUCAAGUUGCACUAGUGUCAAUGAAUCAUCUUGCGAUGAUAGCUGUUUCGUUGAAUGUCACCUUUCGCCUAGUCAAACUUGUGAAAACCAUGACAGUAUUGAAACCAGUGAUGCAGUAAUAAACAGCAUAAAUGCUUCUAAAUCAGAAAAAAAGCAAAGAAAACGGUCAAAAUGUAAAACUAUUCGUCGAAUAAGACCCAAGGAAACUGAAAGUGUGGAUUCGACAGGAAAGUGUAAUGCCAAAAUUAAACAUCAUAAAAAAUAUAAAGAUAAACAUCGCAGACAUCAUCACCACCAUCAUCAUCAUCGUCACCACCACCAUCAUCAUCAUCAUUCCAAGAAACGGAAGCACAGGAGACGGAAUGUUAAAAAUAUUGUGACUCGUGGCAUUGCUAAUGAAAACAUUUUCCCAUGCAGUACCAAGAGUAAGUCGUUCAAAAACCAGAUAGAAUUAGAGGUGUGCACAAGCCAUGUAGAACAUUCCAGUGUUAUUAAUCUACCUCAAAUUGAACAAAUGAAAUAAGGAAAUUUGUUAAAAAUAUUAUGUGAAAAUUAUGAAAUCGUAGAUGCAUUUUUUAUCAUGUGUUGGUGAAGAGCCUUAAUGUAUUUGCAAAUAUGUAAAAGUCAUAUAAUUACAGUGAUGUGAGCAGAUUUUCUACAUGUGCUACAAAAGCUAAUGUAAUGUUUUCUACUGCCAUUUGCAUAUUAAAUGAAUUUUAAGUGAUCAGUGAAUAAGGUAGAUAUGUUAUGUAACAUAGUUUGCUGAUGUGUAAUUUUUUUUUUUUUUUUUAAUUCAAGAAAAGUGGGUUUUUUAUGUUUUAAGUUUUUAAUAGAUUUUUUAAAACUAAACAAAAGGCGGCCAUGUCUGUUUGAUUUUCCUCAAUGUUUUGCUGUUAGUUUAUUUAAAUUUUUGUGUAGCUUUAGUUUUUUUUUCAUAAAAAUAUAAUUACAACUCUAAUUCCUUAAAUAUGAACUUAAAAGGAAGUAGUAAUUUUAAUCAUGAUUAUAGCAAAAUUUUUAAGUGUGAAUGAUUAUAUCCUUUUCAUAUUUCUUAUGAACUGUAGAUAUUAUGUAUGUUUUUAUAUAUAGAUAUAUAGAUAUAUAUAUGUAUUAUUUUAUUUAUUUUUUCCUGAAUUUCAUAAAAUUAUUGAAAUAAAAUUUAUUAUAAUUAGGGAAAGCUGUCUGUAUAAAAAUUGCAUAUUGUUUUUAAAAGUCUAUAUUUAUAGAAGUUUCUUCUCUCAUUUUGCCAUUUCGUCUUGCUUUUCUGCAUAAUUUUAAUUUAUUCAUUCAUUUAAAGUUUUUAUUUAUUUAUAAUGGAGGUAUUGUAUUGUUUGAGCCCAGGAGUUAGGCAGUUAUGAAAGCUCAUUUGUAAAAUUAAUAACUGACUUAGUUGUAUAAUUGCUGCAAACCUUUAUCAUUUAUCAAAACAGUCAUUUGAUAAUUGAUGAUUACUUUGUGGUGAAAAAUGCUUUAAAAUACAACAUUUUCGUUUCAGAACUAGGUAGUAUAUGCCAUUCUUACCCACACCUAUGAAAGCAGAUUUUGUGAUUUCUUUAAACCUGAUUAGAUUUUAAAUAUAUGCAUUUAUUUCAAUUUAUAGAAGAAAAUAUUUAGUCAAGGAGGUUAGAAUGGAAGAAGGGAAGGUUCACUGUUUCUUCUAUUAUCUGAGAAUGAAACCUACCAAACAAGCAGCGACCAUGUUUGGAAACUUUAAACUUUGCUCUCUGGCUUCAUGUACUUGUCUCUAUGAUGUUCCAUGCAUGUAUUUUCCAGUAAAAAUACAUUAAAUUUCUAAUGGAAUGUUAUCUAUGGAAGUAAUAGAGAAAAUAUCUUUUUUUACUAUGUAAAGGAAAUUAUCAAGAAAUAGUGCAAAAUCCAAAUAUAUAUAUAUAUAUAUAUAUAUAUAUAACAUUUAAAGCCUUUAAAAUUAUUAUUUUAUUUCUGCAUAUUUCAAGGAUUUGUGCAAGUUUUUAUUAUAUACCAUUUGAGUGUUUAUCAACUUUUCCGUUAAAAACGGAUAUUUCUGAUUUCACAAUUUUCAUAAUUUAAAGAAUCAUAUUAUGUUAAAAUGUUUCAGGAAUAGAAAAAGUUAUUUUAAUAUGCUUUUAAUAGUUUAGCUUUAAGCUGUAAUAUACUAAAAUAAAAAUUCACAUGUUUUUUAUUGGUUAAAGCAGUGUCAUUGAAAUAGAUCAUUAUAUGAACUAAUUUUAGAAGACUGGUACUUUAUGUAAAUAAUAUUUUACACGAGGAACAGGAGAAACGUGGUAAUUUUGAUUCGUCUUCAUUCAAUCAAAUACCUUCAUGGAAUCAUAAAAUCCAAAAUGUUAAAACAAAUAGAGAUGAAAUUUAUCUCUGAUCAAAUACACAAAUUAUAUUCAUAGUUCACAAUACAUAAAAAUGAAUAAUACACUAAAAUUAAUUUUAUGUAUAAAUUUUAUGAUUCAUAAAAAUUGUAAUAAUAAAUAAAUUUUUCAUGGAACUUAUGAAACAAAUUCUUUAAAAUGUUCAAAUACUAUAGUUUAAACCUUAGCAUAUAUCAUUGCUUGUUAAGGAACAAAGAUACCAGUUAUAAACAGAAACAAGACAAUGUAUUUAAUAUAAUUUGAUUCUUUUAUUUUUCACAUAUGGAAAAAAAUACAGCACACUGUUAUUUUUCUGCAUUUUACCAAAUUACAUAAAAAAAUUAAUAUUUAUGCAUGAAAUGUAACACCAGGAGUUUAAGUUUUAUUCAUAUAUCCAUAUGCAACACAAGAUCCCAUACUUCAAAAAUUUAUAAAAACAUGGCAGUGACAAGUCACCUUGCAUGAGUCUACUGCUUGGGCAAAUAUAGACGCUGAGGAUGAAUUUUUUGAGUUGAACCCUACCUCCUUAUAUUCUAACCUCUUUGUAUUUAGCAUAUGCAGAAAAUUCACAUGGCAGAUAUAUAAUUUCUGAAGAUCUGUAAUACUGGAGUUGCUGGUAGAAAGAAAGGUAGAAGAUUCAGAAUUGUUAAUUAUAAAAUAAAAAUUAAAUAUCAAGUGUUUAAAAAACACUUUUGGGUGAUAGUUUCAAAUCUCAUUGAAGAUGCUAAAGAUGAGAACCCCUUUUUGGCAGAUGUUGCCAUUAUGAGAAAUAUAAGAACUUCCAUGCAGCCUAGAAAAUAGCCAGUACUGCUAUAUUACUAUGGAAGAUUUUGAAUUUAUCUUUUAAAUGGAGCAGUAAAUUGCUUAACAAAUUGAGCAGAAUAAAAGUACAACAAAUGCACUUUUGAUUAAUUUUAAACCUUUUACUUAUAAUGCUAUGCCAAAUUUAUAUAUUUAAGGAUGUAUUAUUAAGAUUCGUAGCAUAACUGAUAAUAGAUUUUGUAAUGUUAUUUUGUAUGCCCCAAUAUUGAACCAUUUAUUGUCCUUCUCUUUUUUUGUUUACUUUUAUAGAUAAAAGUUACAUGAAUUAGAAUAUGAAUUUGCAUGCUAAUUUUAUAACUUAUAUUGGUUGUUUUAAAUAUGGUUAUUAAAUUUUUGCAUAGAAAAUAUACUUAUUUCAAUUACUUUAAAUUGUGGAUUUAUAUUUUAAACUCAAUACUAUCAUAAAUUUCUCUUGUAAUACUUUGCUAAGCACAGUCAUACCCUACAUAAUAAAAUAAAAAUUUGAAAAAAUUGUAUUUCCAUAUCAGAGUAUAUUCAUAUUGAUAUGUUGCUUCAAAAUGAGCAGUUAAACAUACUUAACAUUUUUUGCUUGAACUUCUGGGUACAUUUACAAUUUUAUUUUCUUAAUUUUGGAUUUUAUUGGAUUAAUGUUUCUAACAUUUGUGAAAUUUUUUCAAGCAUAAUUUUUCAAAUCAAGAUCAUUUCAUUUUUUGAGUAUGUGAUAAAUGUUAUGCUUAUUAAAUAUCUCAAAUUUUACAAUGUCUUGGUAUUUGUGACAUAUUUUACUUUACAUUAGUCAUAUAUAGAUAUAGUUAUUUAUUUUAUAUUGUUUUCUCAUAAAGCUUUGAAACAUUAUGAUUUGAAAGUUUGUAGAAUUGUUUCUGAAUUCAACCAAGUGAUAUAAUCUAAGAUAAUUUAAGCUUAUACUUGUGCCAUCAGUCAUUUACAGUAUAAUAUAUGCUUUCAGAUUUUUGAUCUGCUUUAACAAUAUUUAGCAACUUCUUAUCCGCUUUAUUUUUUCACAUUUUAAAAUAUAAAAAUUUCAUUUUGACAAUCAUUUUUAUGAUGAUUAAAAUUUUAUUUCAUGAAUUGAUAUUUUUUUGGAGCUAGGAGUUUCUGCUGUUAAUAUUUUGAUAAAAUAAAACUUUUUUAAAAACUAAAAAAGUGUACCAUCUAGCAGUAUAUCUAAAAAUGCCUGUUUUUCAUUUAAUUUCAAAGGAAGCUCGCUUUUUCUGCUAUCGAACCUCAGAUGUGUAAAUUUCAUGUUACAGUAACUGAUAAGUUGCAUUACAGGAAAGUUGGUAUAAGAAAUGUUCAUUUUGUACAUAUUGAUUUAAAAACUUAUGUUUUGACAUAUAUAUAUAUACAUGUACACAAAUACUUAUACAGUCCUCACUUAUAAUCUGUACUUAUUGAGAUAAUAUACCCUUUUAUAAAUGUCUAUAAUGUACAGUACAAGUAAAAUCUUAUUUUUUACGAAGAAAGUUAGUUUCUUUCAGUUCUGUAAAAAUGUGUAUUAUACCAAUAAACUUCAAAGUAUGUGGCUUUUUAA
Messenger RNA from Stegodyphus dumicola, 9105 nucleotides. RefSeq lists its product as uncharacterized. Lineage: Eukaryota; Metazoa; Arthropoda; Arachnida; Araneae; Eresidae. The record is from RefSeq and is a predicted model, not a curated record.